Molecule: messenger RNA, 1674 nt
Organism: Capronia coronata CBS 617.96
Lineage: Eukaryota; Fungi; Ascomycota; Eurotiomycetes; Chaetothyriales; Herpotrichiellaceae
Exons: 1
Coding region: 1-1674 (557 amino acids)
Biological process (GO): transmembrane transport
Molecular function (GO): transmembrane transporter activity
Source: RefSeq, a predicted model, not a curated record
AUGAGUGAAGAAGAUGAAAGAAGAGGUGUAGGCGAAGUCCCCACGGAGCAGGAACCGACCCCGAGUGAUGGCUCAUCAACAAAGUAUGAGCAACCAGACGAUAACCAAGGUAGUCAAGACACCGACAGUCCGGUCGACGUCGAGCGGCAGGACAAUACCGUCGCAGGGAUGGCCGGGAAGGUAGAGCCUGCGGUGCCACCCAAGGCCUUUUCGGUGUGGAGUAAGAACGAAAAGAGACUCAUCAUUGCAACCGGCUCGCUUGCAGGAUUCUUCUCGCCGCUCUCGAGCUCAAUAUACUUCCCGGCGCUGAACACGAUAGCCGUCGCCUUGGGCGUGUCGGGAUCCCAAAUCAACCUGACGGUCACAACAUACCUGAUCUUGCAGGGGGCGGCGCCGAUGGUGAUCGCCGGUUUCUCGGACAGCAUGGGCCGCCGGCCUGCAUAUGUGCUCUGCUUCACCAUUUAUCUGGCGGCAAACCUUGGCCUUUCGCUGCAGAACAGCUAUGCGGCGUUGCUCGUUCUGCGGUGUCUGCAGAGUGCUGGGAGCAGUGGCACGGUCGCCCUGGCCAACGGGCUGGUCGGCGACACCGUGACGUCGGACGAGCGAGGUCAAUAUAUCGCCUUUGCGUCGCUGGGAGGACUUCUGGGUCCUUCUGUGUCGCCCAUCAUCGGCGGUGCCAUCAGCCAGUCCCUGGAUUGGCACUGGAUCUUUUGGUUCCUGCUCAUCUUUUCGGGCGUGUUUUGCGUGCCACUGUUCCUGUUCCUUCCGGAGACAUGCCGCAAAAUCGUUGGCGAUGGCUCCAUACCUCCUCCUCCCUUGAACUGGUCUCUGACCGAUGUUAUCCGUCACAGGCGCCGGGAAAGACAAGGGGUGACCUACGACCCCGAGGAUAGAGCAGCCUUGCUGCAGAAUUACAAGUUUCGGUUUCCCAACCCCCUGCCUACCAUCAUGAUCCUUCUCGAUCCGGAAUCGCUGAUGAUCUUGGUCGCCACUGGGUUAGCACUUGCUUGCUUCUAUGCUAUAUCCACGGGGGCUUCUUCGUCGUUCAGGGACAUCUAUGGGUUCAACAACAUGGAAGUCGCCCUUAUGUUCAUUCCGAUCGGUGUGGGUGGCAUAGUAUCAGCGUUCUCGACGGGACGGAUGAUCGACUGGAAUUACCGGAGGUAUGCACGGAAAAAGGGUAUCACAAUCGUCAAGGGCGUGAGGCAAGACUUGACCGAUUUCCCCAUCGAAAGAGCACGUAUGGAAAUAGCCUUACCGUUGGUGGUUUUGUGUUCGGCGUUCGUGAUAGGUUAUGGGUGGACGAUGGAUCACAAAGUGAGCAUAGCAGGUCCGGUGAUCCUGCUCUUCUGUAUAGGGUACACGGCGACGGCCACGUAUCAAACCCUCAACGUGUUGAUGACGGACAUCUGGCCAGGAAACGCGGCCGCAGCGACGGCUGCCAACAACUUUGUGCGAUGCGAGCUCGGUGCAGCAGCAUCGGCGGCGAUCGAUCCCAUGACCAAGGCGAUGGGUCGAGGGUGGACGUAUACAACGCUCGCACUGAUCUACCUCGCGGCUACGCCGACCUUGCUCAUUCUGAUGCGUCGUGGCAUCCAGAUGCGCAAGGCCAAGACGGAGCGACAAGAGCGACGAAGGCUUCGGAAGAAGGAGAAGGCUGGGCAAGAGACCUGA